AUGCCACCUCUUCUCUUAAAACUUUCCGAAAAACGCCCAGUUCGAUUACAUUAUUUAGGCGUUUCUUACGGUCUCACUCCAUCCCUGCACAAAUUUUGGAAGAAUUCGGGAUUUGUUCCACUUUACCUGCGGCAAACGCCUAAUGACUUGACCGGAGAACAUACAUGCGUCAUGUUAAAGGCGUUAAAGUGUGAUGAUCUAGAAACUACAUGUGAUCCAGAAUGGUUGACAGCAUUUUCGAAAGAUUUUCAUAAAAGAUUUUUAAAUUUAUUAUCAUAUAAAUUUCGAGAUUUUCCUAGCAUUUCAGCAUUAAGCAUAAUGGAGGCCGCAGAUGCUGGAAAUCGGAACAAAAAGGAUAUAAAAAAAGUGUUUGAAAAAAAUACACUUUACACACAAUUUUCGACCUAUGAUCUCAAACGACUUGAAUCAUACGCUAAUAACAUGUUAGAUUAUCAUGUUAUUCUGGAUUUGAUUCCAUUAAUAGCUAAUCUGUAUUUCGGAAAGAAAUUUGAUGGGGAUGUUAAACUUUCUGGCGUUCAAAGUUCGAUAUUACUAGGUAUAGGUUUACAGAGAAAAGAUAUUGACGAUUUAGAAAAAGAACUAUCGCUUCCUUCAACACAAAUCCUGGCAUUAUUUAUAAAGAUAGUUAGAAAAAUAUCUACAUAUUUUCGUUCCUUGGAGACAGCUGCAAUGCAGGAAAUUCCGGAAGAAACAGCUGUCAUAAAGAAAAAGAAAGCUAUUAAGUUGAUGGAUGGAGAUGUCACACCCAACUCGACAUUGCAAGAUGACCGGGGCGAGGAAGAGGAUGCAGAAGCGUCAUGGGACCCUGUACCUAAAACUCUCGAGGACGAUUUAGAAGAGGCUGGUGACAAUAUUAUGAAACAAAUGAGGGAAAAACAGAGAGAAUUAAUUAAUUCUUUAGAUCUUUCAAAAUAUGCUAUAACUGGAUCAUCACAAGUUUGGGAGGAAGCCGAAUCACAAAUUUCCGCUGUAACUUCAGGAAAAAAAAAUACCUCAACAGUAGUCAGUAUUAAAAACACGGAAUCUGCGAAUAAACGUAAGUCCACGGAAACUGCAGCCGAUAUUGUAGCACAGGAAGCGAAGAAGAUGAAACAGGCUGGCGGGAAAAAAUCUCACAGAAAAUCAAAAAACAAACGUUAG
This is a messenger RNA of Acaulospora morrowiae, 1161 nucleotides long. The record is from the annotation of a GenBank genome assembly. Lineage: Eukaryota; Fungi; Glomeromycota; Glomeromycetes; Diversisporales; Acaulosporaceae.